AUGGAAGACGACGAUAUUGAUGAUAUUAUCGAUUGGUCAGGCGUAUGGGCGGAACAGGCGCAGACAAGGGAAAGAGCCCAGACUUACCAAUGUGAUAAUGAGGAUGAAGCCUGUGCCAACCUCGGGAUCAAGAAGGAGAACCCCCGACUCGGAGGCAUGAUCCGAGGAACUGCAUUGAUGUUUUGGCAGCCCGUUUGUAUAAACCGUAUCAUGGAGAUAAUGACCCUGGGCCUAGUCCUGGUCGCAAUAAUCGCUGAUGUUGUGGGCGUGGGUAAAACAUGGGAGGCUGUUGGCUUCCUGCUACAUGUGAAUACCCUAUCAGAACCCUCCGAAAGGCUUUCGCAGCUCAUGCAAGAGUAUAGAAUUUGA
Messenger RNA from Aspergillus tubingensis, 369 nucleotides. RefSeq names its product P-loop containing nucleoside triphosphate hydrolase protein. The transcript has 2 exons. Lineage: Eukaryota; Fungi; Ascomycota; Eurotiomycetes; Eurotiales; Aspergillaceae. The coding region runs from base 1 to 369 and encodes 122 amino acids. The record is from RefSeq and is a predicted model, not a curated record.